UAGAGUGUCGCGGUUGACGACAGUUCCGUUCGACGCUUAGCCGCCGCUCUGGAGAAGGGUGGUGGUCUAUAAAUGGUCAAGAGACUCUGGGUUAGAGUAUCAGUUGCAGAGCUUCAAUCGUCUAGUUAACCACGCAGUGGCAGCCCAGUGAAGAUGAAAUUUUUUGCAAUUCUCAGCAUAUCGCUGGUAGCCAGCCAAAUUGUUAACGCCGAUGUUAGCCAUUUGUCCAACAAUCAGUAUCUACCACCCAGUCAACAUGCCUCCCACGGUUCGGACGAUACCGCUAUUGCGCCCUACCAACCACCAGCUCAACAACACGACCAGCAGCAACACCAACACCCACUGAAGAGUUUCUUGCCCAGUGGCAUUGAGAUUACCAGAUCAAUUCCUAUCGCUAGUUUUUCGAUAAGCAACACUGUUCCAACGCAAUCUCAUGCUCAAAGUGGAGCUGGCUCUUACAACUAUCAGGGACCACAAAACAACAACUAUCAGGCUCCUCAGAACAACAACUAUCAGGCACCACAGAAUAACUAUCAACCACAGCCUCAGCAACAGUCGGGACCUCAGCACUCUGCGGGACAACAAAAUGAUGGCUCAUACAACUACGGUUCGCCCGCACCAGCACCGGCCCCAGCACCAGCUCCAGUUCAACAAUCUUACGCUGUUCCUGCUCCAGCUCCAGCCCCUCAAAAUGAUGGCUCAUACAACUACGGUUCGCCCGCACCAGCACCGGCCCCAGCACCAGCUCCAGUCCAACAAUCUUAUGCUGCUCCUGCUCCAGCUCCAGCCCCUCAAAAUGAUGGCUCUUACAACUAUGGCUCACCUGCACCAGCUCCAGUCCAACAAUCUUACGCUGGUCCGGCCCCAGCUCCAGUACAACAAUCUUACGCUGCUCCUGCCCCAGCUCCAGCCCCUCAAAAUGAUGGAUCUUACAACUACGGUUCGCCUGCACCAGCCCCAGCACCGGCACCAGCUCCAGUGCAACAAUCUUACGCUGCUCCCGCUCCCGCUCCUCAUCAGCAUUCAGGACAGCAAAACGAUGGCUCUUAUAACUAUGGUUCGCCAGCGUCUGCACCAGCACCAGCUCCAGUCCAACAAUCUUAUGCCGCUCCAGCUCCGGCUCCGGCUCCAGCACCAGCUCCAGCUCCCCAAUAUAGUAACGGACAGCAAAAUGAUGGUUCUUACAAUUAUGGAUCUCCAGCACCAGCACCUGAGCAGCAUUCAUAUCCAGCUCCAGCUCCAGCUCUUCAAUACAGUUCUGGACAACAAAAUGAUGGCUCUUAUAACUACGGUUCCCCAGCACCAGCGCCUGAACAGCAAUCAUAUGCAGCCCCAGCUCCAGCACCGGCACCAGCACCCGCUCCAGCUCCAGCUCCAGCUCCACAACAACACGCACACCAACAAAAUGAUGGAUCCUAUAACUAUGGUUCACCAGCACCAGCUCCAGUCCACCAAUCACAGUUAUCAGGGCCAUCAUAUCCUUCUGCACCCGCUCCAGCUGCACCUUCAUACUCGGCUCCACCUCAACAAUCUUAUUCAGCUCCAGCGGCACCUUCUAACGAAUAUCUGCCACCAGCAUCAGCUCCUGCCCCAGCUCCAGAGCAAGAUCACUACUCAGCUCCAGCUCCAGCACCUCAAGUUUCCAACGAAUACUUGCCUCCAGCACCACAGCCACGUAGCUACAACGCCCCAUCACAACAAUCUUACUCUGGACCUGCUCAGCAGAAUUAUGCAGCCCCAGCCCCACAAGUUUCAAACGAGUACCUUCCACCUGCAUCAGCACCAGCACCACAAAGUUAUUCAUCUCCGCAGCAGGAAAGUCACGGACAGCACCAAUCUGGUGGAGAUGAUUUAAGCCAUACUGUUGUACAAACAUCUUCUGGUUAUCAGGGAGAAAACCAUGCUGCAGCUCCAUCACCAAACCAGCAAUCAUACGAAGCUCCUGCCCCUGCCCCUGCUCCUGAGUAUUUACCACCACAGCAAUCGUACUCUGCUCCACCUCAACAACACUACUCUGCUCCACCUCAACAAUCUUACUCGGGUCCAGCUCAGCAGUCGUACUCAGCUCCAGCUCAACAAUCGCAUUCUGAGCCUGCUCCUGCGCCAGUAAAUCAGCAAUACUUACCUCCUACGCCUGUACAACAAUCACUUUUCACCCCAGCACAGGGUAACCAAGGCUAUUCCUCUCAUUCACACGGUCCUGCCCAACAAUCAUAUUCAGCACCAGCACAAGAGUCUUACUCUGCCCCAGCUCCUGCUCCAGCACCUGUUAGCAAUGAAUAUUUGCCACCAGCACCAGUAAAACAAGCUGCACCAGCCCCUGCACCAGCACCAGCACCAGCUCCAAGCCCAGUUAGUCAUCAAUCUUAUUCGGCACCAGCACCAGCUCCGGCUCCAGCGCCAGUUAGUAGAGAGUAUCUGCCUCCAUCGCAACAGCAACAAUCCCAUGCUGGCCCAGCACAACCACAAGUCAAUCAACAACCUUACACAGCUUCAUUCCCAGCUCCAGCACAACAGUCGUAUCCCUCUCCAGCUCCGGUUAACAAUGAAUAUCUACCACCUGUUUCAGCACCAGCACCAGCUGCUCCAUCUUACCAAGCCCCAGCAGCGCCUUCUUAUUCGCUUCCAGCGGCGCCUUCUUACUCGGCUCCAGCAGCACCAUCUUACUCCGCGCAAGCCGGUCCAUCUUACUCUGCUCCCGCUCCAGCUCCAGUUAGCCAAGAAUACUUGCCACCAGCAACACAGAGCUACUCGGCUCCAGCUCCAGCACCAGUGCAACAUAGCAGCCAUUCCGGUGGCGCCGUUUUAAGUCAAACUGUUGAGCAAACCUCUUCGGGCUACCAAUCCGGGAGUAAUUCUCAAAGCCAAUCGCCACAAUACGAGACUCCCUCUGCUCCAGCAGUGGCUCCACAAGCUGGUCCAAGCUUCCACGCCUCAUCGCAUGCAACGGCGGCGGAAGUCAGCAAUCAAGACUCUGGCACCGAAUACGGUAGCAACGUUGAGUGUAGCCAACCGUUAACGGAGAACCUAAAUAAAAUGAAAUUCUUUAUUGCUAUCACUUUUGCCGUUAUUGCCACCGUUGCUGGUGAUGCCAGCCACGUGGCCAAUACCUACUUGCCACCAUCAGCUGCUGCUAGCUCCAUUUCUUCUGAGUACCUGCCACCAAGCUACUCGUCUGCUGCAUCGGCUCCAGCUCCCAGUGUGAUCUAUGCCGCACCAUCAUCAGUCUCCUACUCAGCACAAAGACCAGCACCCGCUGCAUCAGUUCAGAGAGUUUCAUACGCCGCACCAGCUCAAUCUUAUUCAGCUCCAGCUCGUUCAUUCUCCUCAUACUCAGCUCCAGUUGCUGCUGCUUCUGCUCCAGUUUCCUACUCAGCUCCAGCUGUCUCCUACUCCGCACCAGCUGCCUCAUACUCCGCUCCAGCUCGUUCAUUCUCCUCAUACUCAGCUCCAGUUGCUGCUGCUUCUGCUCCAGUUUCGUACUCAGCUCCAGCUGUCUCCUACUCCGCACCAGCUGCCUCAUACUCCGCUCCAGCUCGUUCCUUCUCCUCGUACUCAGCUCCAGUUGCUGCUGCUUCUGCUCCAGUUUCCUACUCAGCUCCAGCUGUCUCCUACUCCGCACCAGCUGCCUCAUACUCCGCUCCAGCUCGUUCCUUCUCCUCAUACUCAGCUCCAGUUGCUGCUGCUUCUGCUCCAGUUUCCUACUCCGCUCCAGCUGUCUCCUACUCCGCACCAGCUGCCUCAUACUCCGCUCCAGCUCGUUCCUUCUCCUCAUACUCAGCUCCAGUUGCUGCUGCUUCUGCUCCAGUUUCCUACUCCGCUCCAGCUGUCUCAUACUCCGCUCCAGCUGCCUCAUACUCCGCACCAGCUGCCUCAUACUCCGCUCCAGUUGCUUCCGCUUCAUACUCCGUACCUUCAUACUCCGGUGUUGAUACCGCCUACGGUGCCAACGGUGGCUACAUCUACCGCAAACGUCGUUAGGAUAUCAAGCUCAUUGAUUAACAUAUAUAUAUAUAUAUUUGGAUAUCUUAUUAUAUGUGUAGUAUGGAAUGACGAAAUGAUAACGAAAUAAAAACUCAUUUGAAUUAAUUUCGAUAGAAAAAUA
Molecule: messenger RNA, 4105 nt
Organism: Zeugodacus cucurbitae (melon fly)
Lineage: Eukaryota; Metazoa; Arthropoda; Insecta; Diptera; Tephritidae
Exons: 4
Coding region: 154-3981 (1275 amino acids)
Biological process (GO): positive regulation of transcription by RNA polymerase II
Cellular component (GO): RNA polymerase II transcription regulator complex
Molecular function (GO): transcription coactivator activity
Source: RefSeq, a predicted model, not a curated record